Ilex paraguariensis (yerba mate) is the source of this 279-nucleotide messenger RNA. The record is from the annotation of a GenBank genome assembly. NCBI's taxonomy places the organism in Eukaryota, Viridiplantae, Streptophyta, Magnoliopsida, Aquifoliales, Aquifoliaceae.
AUGGUUGAUGUGUGGAGUGCCGGUGUGAUUUUGUACAUAAUGUUGGUAGGAGUUCCGCCGUUCUACGGCGAGACGGCGGCUGAGUCGUUUGAGGCGGUGCUGAAGGGAAAUUUUAGGUUUCCAACAAGUAUUUUCAGGUCGGUGUCGCCGGAGGCGAAGGAUCUGUUGAGGAAGAUGAUCUGUAAAGAUGUGUCCAAGAGGUUGUCGGCUGAUCAAGUUCUGAGGCAUACAUGGGUCAUUAUGGGAGGAGAGGCUGGAUCGAUGGCUGAUCUCACUUGA